CGAGACGCCUGCGGAUUGGCCGCCGGGCUACGGGUGCUCGGGUAGGACGCGCCUCCCUCCCGACUUUCCCGCCAGCGGCGGCCGCGCGGGUGGACGCGGUGGAUGCGGUCCCUGUAGGUGCUCAGAGUGGUGGACCGGUCGGGCCCGUCAGCCUCCAUCAUGUCGCGACAAAGCACCCUGUACAGCUUCUUCCCCAAGUCCUCGGCGCUCGGCGCCACUAAGGAGGCCGCGGCCGGGGCCUCACGCAAAGAUGCCGCCGCCUGCGGAGCCUCCGCUUCCCGCGGCCGGGAUGCGGCCUGGAGCGAGGCUGGACCUAGGUCCCGGCCCGCGGCGGUAUCUGCCUCCCCAUCGGAGGCAAAGGAUCUCAACGGAGAGCCGCGGAGGAUGGCCGCGCCGGCGGCCAUGCCCCCCAGUUCCUGUGACUUCUCACCAGGUGAUUUGGUUUGGGCUAAGAUGGAAGGUUACCCCUGGUGGCCUUGCCUGGUUUAUAAUCAUCCCUUUGAUGGAACAUUCAUCCGGAAGAAAGGGAAAUCUGUCCGUGUUCACGUACAGUUUUUUGAUGACAGUCCAACAAGGGGCUGGGUUAACAAAAGGAUGUUAAAGCCAUAUACAGGUUCAAAGUCAAAGGAAGCCCAAAAGGGAGGUCAUUUCUACAGUUCAAAGUCUGAAAUCCUCAGAGCAAUGCAGCGUGCAGAUGAGGCCUUAAGUAAAGACAAGGUUAAGAGGCUUGAGCUGGCAGUGUGUGAUGAGCCUUCAGAGCCAGAAGAGGAGGAAGAGGCAGAGGUGCAUGAGGCUUACUUAUCUGAUAAGAGUGAAGAAGAUAAUCAAAACGAGAGUGAAGAAGAAGCACAGCCUAAUGUUCAGGGGCCUAGGCGAAGCAGCCGGCAAGUCAAAAAGCGAAGGGUCAUCUCGGACUCUGAGAGUGACAUUGGUGGCUCUGAUGUAGAAUUCAAGCCAGACACUAAACAAGGAAGCAGUGACGAAGUAAGCAGUGGAGUUGGGGACAGCGAUAAUGAAGGCCUAGGCACCUUUGGCAAAGGUGCUCCAAAGCGGAAGAGAACCAUGGCUGCUCAUGGUGGACUUAGAAGGAAAAGUUUGAAGAAGGAAACAGGCUCAGCCAAACGACCAACUCGCAUUCUGUCAGAAACCAAGAGUACCUUGAGUGCUUUCUCUGCCCCUCAGAAUUGUGAAUCCCAAACCCACGUCAGUGGAGGAGGUAACGACAGCAGUGGACCCACUACUUGGUAUCACGAAACUUUAGAAUGGCUUAAGCCGGAAAAGAGAAGAGAUGAGCACAAGAGACGCCCUGAUCACCCUGAAUUUAAUUCCACCACGCUGUAUGUGCCUGAAGAUUUCCUCAACUCUUGUUGUCACACCCCCUUUGGCAAGCGGCUCUUAAAACAGUGGCUUUGUGCCCCCCUCUGCAACCCUUCUGCUAUCAGUGACCGUUUAGAUGCUGUGGAAGAUCUCAUGGCUGUGCCUGACAAAGUCACCGAAGUUGCAGACCUCCUAAAGAAGCUACCAGAUCUUGAGAGGCUAUUGAGUAAGAUUCACAAUGUUGGGUCUCCCCUAAAGAGCCAGAACCAUCCAGAUAGCAGGGCUAUAAUGUACGAAGAAAUGACAUACAGCAAAAAAAAGAUCAUUGAUUUUCUCUCUGCUCUAGAAGGAUUCAAAGUAAUGUGUAAAAUUGUAGGGCUUAUGGAGGAUGUCGCUGAUGGUUUUAAGUCUAAAACCCUUAAGCAGGUUGUUACUCUACAAACAAAAAGUCCUAAAGGCCGUUUUCCUGAUCUGACCACAGAACUGAACCGAUGGGAUACAGCUUUUGACCAUGAGAAGGCUCGAAAGACUGGAAUCAUUACUCCAAAAGCAGGGUUUGACUCAGAUUAUGACCGAGCACUUGCUGAUAUAAGAGAGAAUGAACAGAGCCUCCUGGAGUACUUAGACAAACAGCGUAGUCGGAUUGGCUGUAAGAGCAUAGUCUACUGGGGAAUUGGCAGGAACCGUUACCAGUUAGAGAUUCCAGAUAAUUUUGCUACCCGUAAUCUACCUGAAGAAUAUGAGUUGAAAUCUACUAAAAAGGGCUGUAAACGAUACUGGACCAAAACGAUUGAGAAGAAAUUAUCCAAUCUUAUAAAUGCUGAAGAACGUAGGGACACAUCUUUAAAGGACUGUAUGCGGUGUCUGUUCUAUAAUUUUGAUAAAAAUUACAAGGACUGGCAGUCUGCUGUAGAGUGCAUUGCAGUGUUGGAUGUCUUACUGUGCCUGGCUAACUAUAGUCAAGGAGGAGAUGGUCCUAUGUGUCGCCCAGUAAUUCUGUUACCGGCAGAAGACACACUUCCCUUCUUAGAGCUUAAAGGUUCACGACAUCCCUGCAUUACAAAGACUUUUUUUGGAGACGAUUUUAUCCCUAAUGACAUUCUAAUAGGCUGUGGGGAAGAUGCAGAGGAAAAUGGCAAAGCCUAUUGUGUGCUUGUGACUGGACCAAAUAUGGGGGGCAAAUCUACACUCCUAAGACAAGCUGGUCUGUUAGCUGUAAUGGCCCAGAUGGGUUGUUACGUACCUGCUGAGAAGUGUAGGCUCACACCAGUUGAUAGAGUGUUUACUAGACUUGGUGCCUCAGACAGAAUAAUGUCAGGGGAAAGUACAUUUUUUGUUGAGUUGAGUGAAACUGCUAGCAUACUUAGGCACGCAACAGCACAUUCUUUGGUACUUGUGGAUGAAUUAGGAAGAGGUACUGCAACUUUUGAUGGGACAGCGAUAGCCAAUGCGGUUGUUAAAGAACUUGCUGAAACCAUAAAGUGUCGAACACUGUUUUCUACACACUAUCAUUCAUUAGUAGAAGAUUAUUCUAAAAAUGCUUGUGUGCGCCUAGGACAUAUGGCAUGCAUGGUAGAAAAUGAAUGUGAGGAUCCCAGCCAGGAGACUAUUACUUUCCUCUAUAAGUUCACUAAGGGAGCUUGCCCUAAGAGCUAUGGCUUUAACGCAGCAAGGCUUGCCAAUCUUCCAGAGGAGGUUAUUCAGAAGGGACACAGAAAAGCAAGAGAAUUUGAGAGGAUGAACAAGUCAUUACAGCUAUUUCGGGAAGUUUGUCUGGCUAGUGAAAGGCCAACUAUAAAUGGUGAAGCUGUCCAUAGACUGCUGGCUUUGGUUAACGGACUGUAGACUACAUUGAAGCUGUCCACAGGUUGCUGGCUUUGGUUAACAGAUUGUAGACUACAUUGCAAGCUGGGUUGACUUUUGAAAAAGCUGGUAAAUUCAGACAACAUUAUGAUCUAAUAAACUUUAUUUUUUAAAAAUGA
This is a messenger RNA of Mastomys coucha (southern multimammate mouse), 3299 nucleotides long. It is a transcript of the gene Msh6, whose product is annotated as mutS homolog 6. NCBI's taxonomy places the organism in Eukaryota, Metazoa, Chordata, Mammalia, Rodentia, Muridae. Bases 160 to 3162 code for a protein of 1000 amino acids. Gene Ontology annotation, cellular component: nucleus; MutSalpha complex. The transcript has 11 exons. Gene Ontology annotation, biological process: mismatch repair. The record is from RefSeq and is a predicted model, not a curated record. Gene Ontology annotation, molecular function: ATP binding; mismatched DNA binding; ATP-dependent DNA damage sensor activity.